Molecule: messenger RNA, 1099 nt
Organism: Malaya genurostris
Lineage: Eukaryota; Metazoa; Arthropoda; Insecta; Diptera; Culicidae
Gene: l(3)73Ah
Product: polycomb group RING finger protein 3
Exons: 2
Coding region: 128-799 (223 amino acids)
Biological process (GO): regulation of transcription by RNA polymerase II
Cellular component (GO): PRC1 complex
Source: RefSeq, a predicted model, not a curated record
AUUUUCUUUCACACCUGUUAGUUGAUUGUGUACGUCAUUGUCAUCAGAAAUGAUGAGAGAAGAAAGGAAGAAAAAGCAUCAAAAGUGAUCCAUCUCGACGGUGACUAAAAAAUUUAAACGUUCAUUGAUGGAGCGGAGAAUCAAGUUAAAGACAUUAAACAAACACAUUACGUGUGAAAUAUGCAGUGGAUACUUUAUCGAUGCUACGACUGUCACCGAGUGUCUUCAUACGUUCUGCAAAAGCUGUCUGGUUAAACAUUUAGAGGAAAAUAACACUUGUCCUACUUGCGAAAAUGUCAUCCAUCAGUCCCAUCCGUUGCAAUAUAUCAGUUUCGACCGGACAAUGCAGGAUAUAGUCUACAAGUUAGUACCGAACCUAAUGGAGAAUGAAAUGCUACGAGAACGAGAGUUCUACAAAUCGCGCAACUUACCGUGCCCGAAGGACAUGCCACAACUUCAGCAGGAUAAUGACGACCGAGCGAAUGAGCUGGCUCAUCAAGAGGCCGACUACCACCGUUUGGACGAGCAGGUUAAUUUGUGUUUGGAGUGCAUAAGCAGUAACUUCCGUCACCUGAAGCGACGUAUCAUUCGCUGUAGUUCGCAAGCAACCAUCACUCACCUCAAAAAGUUUAUUGCCAAAAAGGUGCUGAACGGCAUCGAGCGUUACAAGGACAUCGACAUGCUGUGCAAUGACGAGCUGUUGGGUAAAGAUCAUACAUUAAAGUUCGUUUACGUCACCAGGUGGCGUUUUAAGGAUCCUCCACUGCGGUUGCAAUAUCGCCCUCGGGUUGAUAUCUGAUUUGAUAUUCUAGAUUUUUAUUAGUUCUUUUGUGCUACUAUUAUAGCUUUGAAAAAAUAGGACCCGAUAUAAAGCAACGACCCGAAAAUGUAUUAGAGUGGAUUAUUUGAAACGUUGGAUGUAAAAUCGUUUAUUGCAAUGUUUUCAGUACUUGACUUCCGUUUUUAUGUGAGAAAAUGUAGUUUGCGAAUUAAUAAUUCAAUUAUACAGUAUGUAAUGAUUGAGGCAGAGAUAUUGAGAAGGUUAUACAACGAUAAACAGCUUCAUUUUUUUUUGAGAAGUUUUUUUUUCGCCGAUAAA